Molecule: messenger RNA, 195 nt
Organism: Colletotrichum orchidophilum
Lineage: Eukaryota; Fungi; Ascomycota; Sordariomycetes; Glomerellales; Glomerellaceae
Exons: 1
Coding region: 1-195 (64 amino acids)
Source: RefSeq, a predicted model, not a curated record
AUGUCUAGGUCGACGAUUGUCAAGCUCCGUUGCAUGCACUGUCGCAAGGCGGCCGAGCUUACUCGGACGGACGACCUCAAAGACGCGGGUAUGGUUGAGGUCGGAUACAACCUGUAUUACUGCUUCCCAUGCGCCAAAGCGACUGGGCACCCGAAGGCACAGGGGGUUACACAGCCGCCGAGGGACGCCGAAUGA